Messenger RNA from Carassius carassius (crucian carp), 1338 nucleotides. RefSeq lists its product as uncharacterized. Lineage: Eukaryota; Metazoa; Chordata; Actinopteri; Cypriniformes; Cyprinidae. The record is from RefSeq and is a predicted model, not a curated record. The coding region runs from base 193 to 1146 and encodes 317 amino acids. The transcript has 3 exons.
CUCUAUGCACGAACUCUGCUUACGUAUUUCCGGUAUAAUCUCAGACCGCAUCUUUACUUCCACUUAGCGCAUUCCACAACGAAGUGUAAUACCGGCAAAACUCAUUCAUAAUUUUUCAUUCAUAAAACAGCGAUUUAUAAUUUGAGUGUUAUAUUAUAUUAUAUCAUAUUAUAUUAUAGUUAAGCAUUACUAAUGGCUUUCAGAAAGUUUAAAUAUCAACGGCGUGAGGACAGUAGUUCGACUGACCAUUGUUGUGUUCUGUUAUGUGUGGCCUCCUCAAAGUUCAACUCUGUACUGAGUUUCCACACUUUUCCUGUGGACGAAGAAAUACGCAGAAAGUGGAUUCACGGCAUUCGACGUGAGCGAUUUAACAUCACUUCUCAUACAAGGGUCUGCAGUCGUCACUUUAUAAGUGAUGACCUGAUCAAGCCAUUGACCCCUAAAGGGCGGCGCUUGCUGAGGAAGGGAGCUGUACCAACCUUAUUCCAGUGGAACGGCUACUCUGUUGCUGAACCAAGGGGCACCGGGGUAUGGCAAAGAAGGGAGGAUUACACUCCAGUGGAUGAAGAUCCUGUGCCAAUGGAUGCCCAGCAUCUGGAACAUGAUUAUUGUUCAGUUCCAAAACCCACGGCAGUUGAUAAUGCACUGAAUCAAACUGAGGAUCUCCGUAAAGAGGUGGACCGACUAAGGAGACAGGUGGAGGAGUUGUCGGUCAGUCAAAGGUUUUGUUUGGGGAGAUGUGCUGCUUCCGAUGAUAAUGUAAGGUUCGACACUAGGUUCGUGACUUACAGCCAUUUAAUGGCUUUCUGGAAACUCAUUGAUCCUGCAUCCCACAACAUGACUCGUGUGUCAAGAGCAAGAGCAACUACAAUAAGGAGUGAAGCUGGAACAACAGGCAGUGCAUGGGGUCAGUCUCUGCAGCCCAUUGAUGAGUUCUUCCUCUUCAUGGUCCACCUCUCUGUUGGCCUAAAACAGCAGAAUCUGGCCCACAGAUUCAACAUCAGUCCACAGUUAGCCGAAUUAUUACAACCUGGGCCAAUUUUUUGUACACCGUUCUUGGGUCUGUCCGCAUCUGGAUGUCUGAGGAGGAAGUCAAGGCUCAUCUACCCAAUGAGUUCCAGGACUACCCAGACAAACAAGUGGUGAUCGACUGCACAGAGUUGCGUUGCCAAACUCCAUCCUCUCUCCUGCUUCAAAGUGAAGUCUUCUCCACUUACAAGUCCCACUGCACCUUCAAGUGAUUAAUCGGCAUGGCAGCAUAUGGUGCAAUCACCUUUGUGUCAUCCCUGUAUGCAGGUUCUGUCAGUGACAAAGAGCUUUUUAAGCAGUCUGGGAUUG